Brassica rapa (field mustard) is the source of this 2851-nucleotide messenger RNA. RefSeq lists its product as uncharacterized. The record is from RefSeq and is a predicted model, not a curated record. NCBI's taxonomy places the organism in Eukaryota, Viridiplantae, Streptophyta, Magnoliopsida, Brassicales, Brassicaceae.
AAAAAAACUUACUCAAAUAAAAUGGGUAAUUGAUAAAAUAAUUUAGAUUAGUUGGAAAAAUAAAGAACAUAAAAUAUAAAAAAGAAAGAAUAAGACAUUAUUACCGAUAUUUUGGUAAUUAGCUCAAAUUGAAAUAUUUAACCGAAGGAUUAGCCGUAUAGCCAAUGUAAGUGACGUGUUGAAUAAUAAAAAUCAUUAAAGAAACACAUUAAAUGAAAGUAACUGAAACUAUUAGAGUCAGACACAGAAUCUGUUUGGACUUCAGUGGCGGUGUUUUAAGUACUUUGCUUCCGUCCGAAUCUAUACUUCCAUCUUCCUUCGUCAUCCGCCUCUUGGUUUGGCGCCACCUCUCUCUGUCAGUCUCUCUGCUAUCUUUGUCUCCGCGCAACUUUCGCACCGAUCCGCCUGAAUCUUUCUUGUGUGCUUAGUCCCAAGAUUUGCAUUAGUACUCUUGAAUGCAAUAUAGAACCAUUACUUUGAGGUUUCAAGUGAUUACAUCACUAUAAUGAGGCAACAAAGAGCCUCUAAAGAGUUGGUGAAGCGCGAUAUGUUGGAUCCUCCAAGGUAUCUCCAAAGAGCUGAAGAUCGCCGCGUAAAGGCGCUGAGUUUUGGAGUUUUGGAUUGGCAACAGUUAGAGAAACGGAAGGAUAGUGCAUCAGAGGGAACCAAAGAUGCUUCAUCAUACACAGGUUCGUUGGAACUAGAUUUAGCAACCGGGGUUGUUAAAAGACUGGAUCUAAAUGGAAGACAAGAUGAUGUCCUAGGCCAAUGUUCAAGUCCGGUUAAUGUAAUGGAAAUGAACCAAAAGUCUUCAGAGAAAGCAAGCUUGUCUGUGACAUCUAAAAGAGAAAGACAUGCUUCUCCUCCCAACCGCCGGUUUAGUUUCAGUCAAAUGAGAAGAAGUUUCAGUAGUAAAGAAAGCUCAUCAUCUGGUCCUGUGUUCUCAAGCGCAUCUCAUGCUUCAGCCAAAUCAGGUCCGUUGACAUUCAACAACUCGGCCAUAACAAAACCAAAUGGUCACAGCAGAACAAGAUCAGGUCCUGUAAUGAAACACAAGAAUGUCACGUUACAAGAUCCUUCGAAACCUUCCAACACAAGAUCACACGCUCUUUUGCAGUUCACUUUGAGAAAAGGUAUCAGUUUAUAUCAGUUUGUGGUUGACAACAACGUUCUUGCUGCCACCAUGAAGAGUUUAGAUUCUUCUAGAAAGUCAUACACAUUGUACUCAGUCAAAGAGGUAAAGAACAAGAGUGGGAACUGGUUAGGCCGCAACAGGAAUGAUCAUCCGUUUGUACAUACAAUCAUCGGUCAAAUGAAGACUAAUGCGGAUUCAGCAACCCACAGAACAGAAUCUGUUUUGUUAAGUGUUGAGACAAACGAAGAGCUUGCAGCAGCUAUUGUUCAGACAAGAAACAGGAGUCAGAAGCAGAACACAACAACUACUGUUAUACUCCCUAGUGGAACUCACACGCUUCCUAAAGACAGUAACGCCCCUCUGAAGUUGAUUGACCGGUGGGAAUCUGGUGGAUCAUGCGACUGUGGUGGUUGGGACAUUGGUUGCAAACUCCGUGUCCUCUCUAAUGAUCAUCAUACAAAGUGUAAACCUUUCUCAAGCUUUCAACUGUUUGGUGAUCAGGAAAGAGGCGAGCCAGUAUUCAAAAUGGUGAGACACGACGAUGAACUCCACUCAGUUGAGUUCGGAUCAUCGGUUUCUCUCUUGGAAGCUUUCUUUAUUGCAUUGGCAGUAAGCAGUCACCAGAACUGGUGUGAAGAGGAAGAAGAGGAAGCAGUGUUGAAGAGAGUAACAUCAACCAAGUACGCAUCAAACCCACCUGUUUCUCCAAUAGGUCGGGUCUAGUGACAAUCAUUUGGCUUAGCUGGCUGAGCUAGAGACUAUGUUGGGUUGUGCUUUAAUACAACUGUAAUUAAGAAAUAUAUUUGGCAGAAUUGUUUAGAAUUUGCGCAAUGUAUAAAAUAUAGUGAAAAUACAUUUUUAUAUUUUCAACAUCUUCAGAUCUUUUAACAAAAAAAAAAGUCAUCAUAGUCUAACAAAAUUAUCUUUUCAACAUGGAAUUACAAAAAGAUGUUUAUAUUACAUGGAAAAUAAUGGGAAAAAAGAAUUUAAUUAGAACAAAAUAGUAAUCAUAAGACACCAUAGUUUUAGACAGCCUAGGAGAGCAAGAUACGCUAUUAGAAAAAGUAUUGAGGAUAGAGAGACAACUCAACUAAGCAUGUGGGUGAGGAUAGAAAUCUUAUUUGACAAACAUGCUUCGCUGGUCGCUGCUUUACCCUACUUACCCACAUGCUCUUCCGAAUCAUAUCCCACAACCUGUGGUAUUAAUCCUUAAUUAAUAUUGUAACCUUGUAUUAAGUAUUUUCAUAUGUUAAUUAAGAUUCAAAUUGGCCACUACUAGCUCUAAUCACAAGACAUCACCUUUGAAUUUUAAAAUAAAGCGUCAAUAACGGUUGGUGUUGGUGUGGUUCUUCAUCUCAUGACCAUUGACUACUUUUUAGUUUUAUUGAUAAAAUCUCUUUUCGAGACUUAUCCGACUUCUGAAAAUAUUAAUAUUUGAGCGAUAGAAGUUUCCUAUCAAGAAUUAUCAUAAAUUCAUAAUUGAUAUAGUAAUAUUAGUGAUGGAAUCAUCCAUCAUCUAUAGCUAGAUGUUAUUUCCCGUUCUUUAAAAAGUGUUUUUGAGUAAUAAUUUUAUUUUUUUGAAAAAUAGCCUCAUGAGUUGAUCAAAAAAAGAAAGAAAAAUAGCCUCAUGCAUGCGUGAAAAAAAAAACACAUGAAUCAUUCAUUAUUAUGAUAAGAAAAUAGGGUAAAGACACACGAAUCAUACAUACAGUAUGA